This is a messenger RNA of Papilio polytes (common Mormon), 5485 nucleotides long. RefSeq names its product serine/threonine-protein kinase par-1-like. Bases 278 to 5014 code for a protein of 1578 amino acids. Gene Ontology annotation, cellular component: cytoplasm. The record is from RefSeq and is a predicted model, not a curated record. Gene Ontology annotation, biological process: intracellular signal transduction; microtubule cytoskeleton organization; protein phosphorylation. Gene Ontology annotation, molecular function: ATP binding; tau-protein kinase activity; protein serine/threonine kinase activity. NCBI's taxonomy places the organism in Eukaryota, Metazoa, Arthropoda, Insecta, Lepidoptera, Papilionidae. The transcript is spliced from 23 exons.
UCUCUGUGUUGUUUGGCAUUAUAUUUCGGACAGCAUUUUUCAUAUUAUAAUUCUACGUUAAAGUAUUAUGCAAAAAUGUGGAAGUGUUCGGUUUUGGACAUCUUAAACAUUUUUAUUUCUUAAUGAAAAGUCGAGGGCUGCAAUUGAAUGUCCCAAGCGAAUGACGUGAGCGACGGUGGCGCUGCUGCGGUCGUCCUCCCUAACUAACGACAGUAGACAAGAAUCGGCCGUACGAUACGUGAGGCCGAGCGGUGUGUUAUCGCGGUUUUUCACGAAAAUGGCCAACGACAUCAAUUCAGAACUCAAAAACAAGCACUUUCCAAUAAACCAGUUAGUAUGUGUCGGAAACUAUCAGCUGGAAAAGACGAUCGGAACGGGAAAUUUCGCUGUGGUAAAACUGGCCACACAUGUAAUAACGAAGACCAAGGUUGCCAUAAAAAUAAUAGACAAAGCUCGAUUAGAUGAAGAUAAUUUGAAAAAGACAUUUCGUGAGAUCGCUAUCAUGAAGAGGAUGAGGCACCCGCAUAUUGUUAAAUUAUAUCAGGUUAUGGAGAGCGCACACACAAUAUACCUAGUCACAGAAUACGCCUCUAACGGGGAAAUAUUUGAUCACUUGGUGUCAAAAGGCCGCAUGCCGGAGUCGGAGGCUGCUCGUAUCUUCGCACAGAUGGUGGCAGCAGUUGGUUACUGCCAUUCUCGCGGAGUUGUACACAGGGACCUUAAGGCGGAGAAUCUACUCCUGGAUAGAGAUAUGAAUAUAAAGUUGGCAGAUUUCGGGUUCAGUAAUGAAUACAGUGCGGGUGCGACGUUGGCCACGUGGUGUGGAAGCCCGCCGUACGCCGCGCCGGAACUCUUCGAAGGCAGACACUAUAAUGGACCUAAAGUGGAUAUUUGGUCGUUAGGCGUGGUGUUAUACGUGAUGGUGUGCGGUGCGUUGCCCUUCGACGGCAGCACGCUCAGCGACUUGAGGAACGUCGUGCUCAGCGGGAAGUUCCGGAUACCAUACUUUAUGUCACAAGAAUGCGAGCACCUGAUUCGUCACAUGCUGGUGGUGGAGCCGGAGAAGCGGCUGUCGUUGCGCGGCGUGGCGCGCCACCGCUGGCUGGCCGCGCACCAGCCGGGACCUGGACCUGGUCUGCCAGACGCGUCGGAGGGCGCGUGCACGUGUCACUGCGAGGGGGAGGAGGUGGCAGCGGAGGGCGCGCAUCACCACAAGGUGUUAGCUCACAUGCAGGCGCUGCCGGGACUCACAGCGGACCUCGUGCUGCAGUCGGUGCAGGAGGAGCGCUUCGACCACAUCUCAGCGAUAUACAAUCUGUUGUUGGACAAGCUGCGCCGCCGCACCGCGCACAGGAACACCAUGCAUAGAGACUCGCUGGAUUCUAACAGAAGUCAGCCGUUGGAUCUCACUAGCUGUAAGAACACGGAGGAGGAGCAGAUGGAGGCGGAGGAGUGCAGCUCGCAGGAGUGCCUGGUGUCCAUUCCCUGCGAGCCUGUCGACUACGUCAUGGAUAGAGACGAUAACUUGGAGAAGUUCGGAGAGUGCGGCGCGCCGGCGGCGGAGGAGCGGCCCGCGCCGCCCCCGCCCUCCGCGCGCCGGCACACCGUCGGCCCCGGGGACUGCCGCCACGCACAACCCAGCGAGCUGUCGGGCUGCGGCGCGGCCUCCGUAGACCUACGCCCUGCGCCGCUCUGCGUGUCCGCACACUUUAAUCAGCAAGCUUCGCCGAAUGUAUCCCUGUUGCCGAACACGAACUUGGCGGCGAAGUUACCAGCGGUGCAGCACCAGCCGCCGAGAUACUUCAGCGUUAAAGACCAGCACCUCCUCAAGCCGCCGCACGCCAUGCAGACACACGCGUCUUCGUUCGGUCGUCGUGCGUCAGACGGCGGCGCGCACGUGCCGCGCUGCGCCGACCGCAGCUGCUGCCGCUCCGCGCCCGCGCAUCAUGUGUCGGACAGCGGCACGGGCGCGCGGCCGGAGGACGGAGAGCGCACUGAGGAACAAGCUACCGACUCCGUAUACAAUACUAAUUUAUCAAGAUACAUGCAGAGCCGCGGCAGCAGCAAGAGACACACGAUAGUGACGCCAGAGGACGCUGCGAACGUGGUCACCUCCACCUCCUGCAUCGGACCUAUGACGAGCACCUCUCCCUCUUCAACAGCCAACAUUAGAAUGAGACGGACAGGUCUCCUCACGGUGACGGAGCGGCCGCCGGUUAUAAGCCCAGAGCUGGUUAUGGAAGUUGAGCGGCGAAUGAACAGGAACUAUUUACCACCUUCGAUACAAGGGGGAUAUCAGUACCAGAACCAAUCAGGGUACCAAAGUCCACCCACUGGUACGAACCAGACACCCGUACCACAAACUCCCGCACAAGGUUCUAUAACAGCUGGUACACCUAACUUCACGAACCAAAACCAGAAUAACCAGAAAAUGAUAUCUUCAUUAGAAACAAUACCACAAGGCAGUAUGAUAGGGAGGAAGGGGUCGAUUGUAUCAGGCACCCCCAUCACCAACCAAGCCGCCUCCCCCUACACACCCCCUACUGGACCAUUCUCCCCCAACCAUGGUUCACUCGCACAGAAUCAAAAUACAAUAACAGAGAAACCUAUCACAACAAACUUCGAUAAAAAUCAAUUUAGCGAAUACAAUUUCAUGAAUAACGCAAAUAACUUUUUAAAUAACUCAAAUAUCUCAUCGAAUUACUCAAAUACGCAGUUUCCAAAUAACUUUGGUUCGAUAACAAGUGGUAUACAAAUCACUAAUUACCAAAACCAGACGGGAUCUAUUACUAGUGGGACUCCGAUUGGGAAUUACCAAAGUCAAAGUAUGGGUUCGAUUACUUGCGGGCAAACGCAAUCGAUUACCGCCUCGGGUAUGUCCGGGUCGAAUGGGUCGGGUAUACCCGGGUCGGGCAUCCCCAGCGGGUCUAUAACCGCGGGAACGCCGUGCCAAGUGCAGCCGGGCGCCGCGUAUAGCAACCAGACUCAGUACAACCGGCAACGCAAGUACUCCGGACCUCAAAGGGUUAAACUACAAAUGUUAGCUACUGUACAGGAAAUGGCGCGGGAGCACGCGGAGCGCUACUCGCCGGUGCGGCGCGCGGAGAGCUCCCCGCCGCGCGCCGCGCACGACCUCGCCUCCGCGCGCCUCGAGUACCAGCAGCUGCAGCGCGGACUGGAGCGACGGAGCGGCGCGGGCGCUGCCGGAGCAUCCCCGCCCCGCCCCGACAGCAGACUGCAUACGCCCAAUACUUCCGUGCCAGGUUCCCCACGGCACCUUGGCGCGCCGCCCCCGCUGGAGCUGAGCGCGCUGAGCGUGGAGGCGGCCCGCGCCGUGCUGUGCGCCGCGCGCGCCCUGCACGACCCCGCCGCCGCCGACCUGCCGCGCUCGCUCACACUCACACAGGACUUGGCUCUGAAGAUGGGCAUCAACCUGCACAACCUGUGCUCGCCGCACGUCAACAUAUCGCAGGAGAUAGUGCAGGCGCUGCACGCGGGCGGGCUGGCGCGCGCCGGACACGUCUCGCCCGCCAGCCCCGGCUCCCCGCUGCACCAGAUCACCGAGGGCCUCAGCUACCUCCACACCGGCUCCAUCACGCGCGGCACCCCCCAACCCACCGCCACUCCCCUCGACCUGCGCAGCAACCUCGACCUCGACCCCGCGUACCCCCAGCUGCACCCCAUGGUGCACCCCCAGAUACACAUGGUCACACACCGCUCCCUCAACAACUCCCCCAUAUCCAACCCCGGAUCCCCUCUCGACAUGAUAAAGGAGGAGACCGGCAACGGCGGUCACAACGGCGAUACCAAAAUCUUCGCACACGAAUUAAGAAACGUCCAGUUCCCGAGCUACGUGUCCAAUCAUCCUCAGAUCAGUUUGACGGACUGCCUCGGCUCCGAGAUCACGCUGGUGGCCUCCUCCUCGGAGGACAGCGUCGACAGUCUGGAGAAUGCCAAGUACCCUCUGCCGCAGUUCGUGAUAUCGGAGCCCUCCGACCUGGACGACAGACCCUCCAUCACCAAGGGGAUCGGGAGGAAAGUCAGCCAGGAGAACGAGACGCAGAGGGAGGUGCCGAGAGACCUGGAGCUAAAUCUAGACAGAGACACGGAGAUGCAGUCUCCAAGGGAAAGUGUGGACGAGACCAACAGGUUUCUGACGGAAGACGUGACGUACCCAAGACGGGGCAGUGAUAAGUCUCUGGGCUUCAGUGAUGACUCCCUUAGCAAUGACUCUGCGAACGCAUCCCCCAACUGCGAGCAGAACAUCCAGUCAAUAUACUCGAAUAUUAUAUCAGUUAGUUCAGGGUUCAGUGAAAACAGAGGAAGCUUCUCCGAGCAUAGAGAAUCCUUCUCCUUCUCGGAUAGAGGAAGUUUAUCAGAGCGCGGAGACUUCGGACGGUCUUCGUUCUCUGAAAGAAGUGACUUGGGGAGAGGGAGUUUUUCAGAAAGGGGGGAAACUCCUCGGUCCUCUUUCUCCGCUCAAGGAGUCCUAGGAGAGGUGAAAGAGUACAAUGAGGAUGUGUGUAUGCCGAGAGAGAGGUACGGUUUUGAUCAGAACGAAGACCAACCUCGUCAGGAAGAAAUUGAGAAAUUGCAGCGGUCUACUAUGGAUUUACGUUUGACGGAGAUCUGCAGACCAGAGGAGAGGAUACCUAUAUUACUAAGUCCUCAGGAAAUCUCCUGCUUUCAAGAAUAUAUAGAAGUCGCUCUGUCUACUGUCUGUUCCCAACUCGAUUCUCAUCGGAUAGUAGAAUUAUUAAAAGAAACAAUUAACAUGAGGGUUCCGCCGCAGAAUAUCUUCAUAGAAACUGGAGAUCAGAAGGAAAUACAUGAUGAUACGGAAGCACUAACCGGUUUCCUAAAUCUAGAAUAUUCCGGUGGAAUCCAGAUCGAAUUGAUAAUAUGCGAGAAUAAAACUAAAGAGAAGAAAGGUUUGAAAAUGAGAAGGAUUUCUGGUGAUCAGAGAGAGUAUGGGAAACUCUGCCAGCAGUUGAUAACCAGUUUAACUGUAUAACUUUAGAUUUCCAAAUAUCGCUGUCUCUGUUACUCUCUCUGAAAAAGACAGAGAUAGCAUGUGUAUGGAAUUUCGCGGUUAUCAAGAUCCAAUAUUGAUUUAAUAUUGGAAUCUAAGUCCAAAAUGUACAAGCAAUUCUAAUACAUAAGUGAAGGGAAAAGAGUCUAUAUUCGUAUAGAUCAUUUUUAAUAUUCUAUUCCAUUUUGUCGUUGAAAUUUGUGAUAAUUAUUGUUUUAUUUGCAUUUGCAAUGUUAUUUGUGUGAGUUGUAGGGGAAUUUAAAUAUUGUCUUAAGCAGGAACUAUUUUUUAAGCACUAAGUGCAAAAAAUUAUAUAAAUUUCAGGACUUAUUAAUUAUGAAGGAAUUUUGAGUGUGGUCCCGGAUCUAAUUUCACUCCCUUUCUCUUUACCACCCUUUUCUUAUAAGAGGAUGGGAAGGGGAAGUGGAUUUGACGGUGGAGGAGAUGCAGAAG